This is a messenger RNA of Ruditapes philippinarum (Manila clam), 1050 nucleotides long. RefSeq lists its product as uncharacterized. Gene Ontology annotation, biological process: mannosyl-inositol phosphorylceramide biosynthetic process. The transcript has a single exon. Gene Ontology annotation, molecular function: mannosyltransferase activity. The record is from RefSeq and is a predicted model, not a curated record. The coding region runs from base 1 to 1050 and encodes 349 amino acids. NCBI's taxonomy places the organism in Eukaryota, Metazoa, Mollusca, Bivalvia, Venerida, Veneridae.
AUGAAGAUGUGCACAUUUCUUGCAGCUUCAGAGGCAGAAGAAUUACCAACCGCUCACGACGAUGAAAAUGAGGUCACAUAUCAAAAGAAUAGAAUAAGAUACAGCAUUCAUGACACGGAGUUUGAACCAAACGUUGACCAAGACUUUCAAACAGGCGGUUCAGAAACUCACCAUAGGAUACCUCAUAUAAUUCAUUUUAUUUUCAUAUCUUCUAUAGAAAGCAAAAAUGAUUUACCAGAAAUGUUUAAAGCAAAUGUUAAUUCAUUCUUCCAUUUCAAUCCUAGUUGGACAUACUAUUUUUGGACGAACAUUUCAGCUCGGCAGCUCAUAGCAACAAAGCACCCAUCGUUGCUGGAAACUUGGGACAAUUAUCCGCUCGUUAUCAACAAAGCGGAUGCUUUACGUUAUGUGUUGCUUUAUGAAUUCGGGGGUGUUUAUGCCGACCUAGAUAUGAAAUGUUUACGACCAUUAGACAGGGCAACUAUUAAAUAUUCUUGCAUACUUACACCUGAACCAUUCGUGCACAGUGCAAUCAUUUACAAAAUGCCAUAUUUACUUAGCACUGCUUUUAUGAUGUGCCGGCCAAAACAUCCGUUCAUGAAAGUAGCAAUACUCUCUCUAUCAAAAUUUGCCACAAGACCUAGUCCAUCAGGGAAAGCAGGGCCCACGUUUUUAACAUUCAUGUUUAAACGUUAUAAUAAAUUGACGCAUAGAGAUGAGCACAGAGUAAAGACUCAAUUCGAAAGUAACUCUCCAUACUUUUAUAAAGGGUCUCUACGAGAGGACCAUAUUAAUGCUGUAUAUGUAGCAAACACAAAAUACUUCAUGAACAAUUUUGACAAACGUGUAGAUUUCGAUAGCAUGUGUUUUGGUGCUAACAUACAGAUUGUGCAACGAGGAUGCAUUCUUUGGCUUCAGAGAAAAUCAAUUAAGACUAAAAACGUAUAUUCAUACACUGACCACAACUGGGCACAUGUUUAUUCCUUUCGUAACUCAACACGGAUGGUUCGAAUAGAUAGUGUUAUUACAACAUCAAAAUUAAAGCUAUAG